Molecule: messenger RNA, 2203 nt
Organism: Saccostrea echinata
Lineage: Eukaryota; Metazoa; Mollusca; Bivalvia; Ostreida; Ostreidae
Product: alpha-glucosidase-like
Exons: 11
Coding region: 153-2012 (619 amino acids)
Biological process (GO): carbohydrate metabolic process
Source: RefSeq, a predicted model, not a curated record
GAUAGCAAAUAGGCCAUUUGUGAAUUUGAAACCGGCCAUAAGAUUGUCGACGUCUGCAAAUUAGCACAAAAAUUAAAGACAUUGUUAGGUUUCUAAGAUAUUGUUUGCCUUGUAUAGCGCAAACAGUUUGAAGGCUGGUCUAGACUGGAAACAUGGCUGGAAUAUCCACAGUCUCAUUUUCUAACGAGAAAAGUUCCUCACCAGAAAGCAUCGAUGUCAAACUCUCAGACAAUGACAACAACACCACCAGUGGUUCCCCUUUCCGGGGAAUGGGAAAAGAAGAGCUCUUGCAAUACUCUUCCAAACCCUUCUGGAGACGACUGCGCAUGAUCUGUAUCUCCAUCAUACUUCUGGGAUGGUUGGCGCUGAUCAUUACGGUGGUGGCUCUGGUGUUGAUCUACCCGAAGUGUAAAUCUCCAGAUUCCAGGACCUGGUGGCAAAACGAGGUCGUAUACAGGAUAUACGUCCGCAGUUUCAAGGACAGUAACGGGGACGGGGUCGGUGAUUUGGAUGGUGUGACGUCCAAGUUGGACUACAUUAAAGAUCUGGGUGCUGGCGUCAUUUCUUUAAGUCCGACUUAUGAAGACGACGGAAGUGAUGGAGAUUUUCAUUUGACCAAUCACAUGAAGAUCGAUAAUGCCAUUGGUGGAGAGCAAGGUCUACAAACACUGAUCACUAAAGCUCAUGAGAAAGGAUUGAAAGUCUUAUUGGAUUUUAUCCCAACCCACACCAGUGAUCAGAGUGAUUGGUUCAAGUGGAGCGAAGCAGCUAGAUUUAGAAAUGAUUCGUACCUAAACUUCUAUGUAUGGACGAACACACCAACCAACUGGAAAUCCAUGUAUGGUGGCGAUGCGUGGAACGAGUCCUCUGUUAGAACAGGGGAAUAUUAUCUCCAUCAGUUCCUCCAUAAUCAACCUGAUCUUAAUCUGCGCAGUCCACAGGUCAAAGAAAAACUCAAUGAAAUCUUGGAGUAUUGGUUGAACAAGUCUGUGGAUGGGUUUUACAUCAGAAACAGUGCAUUUAUGUUUGAGGAUUAUGACCUACGUGAUGAACCCAAAUUGUCGUCUGCCACUGGUGACGAAUACAAGGACUACGACCAUAUAUACACGAAGAACCUACCAGAAAUAUACGAUAUGUUUGCAAGAUGGCGCACAACAGUCGAUAAACACAUGAAUAGGGUUCUCAUGGCAGACCCCGAUCCCAAUUCCGCUGUUACAGAAAUGAUGAAAUAUUACGGCCAUUUCCAGAGAGAUGGUGUUCAUCUCCCCCUCAGAAGAAGGCCAUUCGCCUCUAAUUGCAAUGGCCGGUGUGUUGGCAACUACGUCAAUGAAUGGAUGAACAACCUACCUUCGGGUCGUUGGCCCACCUGGUCGUUUGGUGACGAAAGUGUAAAACGACUGGCAUCCAAUCACAACGAAAGUUUUAUUCGCGCCUUUGCCAUGCUGACGAUGCUCUUGCCCGGAACUCCUGUCCUAUACUAUGGCGAUGAAAUCAACAUGAUGGACGUGGCAGAACCAACUUCAUCAACUUCGCGGAAACAUCCAUCUAGGGGACUAAUGCAGUGGGAUAACACACGUAAUGCUGGAUUCAGUAAUUCAUCUUCACCUUGGAUAGCAACAAGUACAGACUACCAAAUUAAUAAUGUUAAGAAUCAGAGUUCAAAGGGCGACUCUCUUCUCUCAUUUUUCAAAAAUCUUACCAUUCUUAGAAGAGAAGAUAGUUUCCGUAUCGGGGAGUACCACUCAGCACUUGUUGAUAACAGUGUCUUCUCGUUUGUCCGAGAAUUCGAUGGAAAAAAAGGAUACUUGGUUGCAAUUAAUUUUGCGGAAACUGCACAAAAACGUGACUAUACUUCAUCUCACAGCACCAUACAAACAAAGGCAUCUUUUGAUUUGACGACGGGUGGAUCAGAAAGUUUUGAUGCUGACACCGAUGUAGACCCGAGCAGUCUCACCCUUGGACCGAUGCAAGGAGUAGUAGUUUCGUGGGAUUAUGUUGCUAAAGAACUUUGAAACCCGCGACUUUCGUUUUUAAUUUUAACCAAGAAUAUAAUAUAUAUUUUUGAAUAUUGUAAGCAAGAAUACGAAUGUCGAAAGCAAUACACGAUCGCUUCCCUUCCUAAAUCUGAAAUUAAAAUACAUCCUUGAAAUAUGCAGACUGAUUUCUCAUGACAAUAUCUUGUCAAUAAAUUUUAAAACAUGUA